Molecule: messenger RNA, 924 nt
Organism: Gastrolobium bilobum
Lineage: Eukaryota; Viridiplantae; Streptophyta; Magnoliopsida; Fabales; Fabaceae
Product: homeobox protein SBH1-like
Exons: 4
Coding region: 1-924 (307 amino acids)
Biological process (GO): regulation of DNA-templated transcription
Cellular component (GO): nucleus
Molecular function (GO): DNA binding; DNA-binding transcription factor activity, RNA polymerase II-specific
Source: RefSeq, a predicted model, not a curated record
AUGAUAGGGUUUGGAGGGAACAGUUGCAGUGGCCUUUCUUCCAUGGACAUGAUGAACAUUGAAACUAAUAGCAAGUUUCUUUCUCUUCCUCUCAGCAACAAUGAUCGAAGGGUUUCUUCCUUGAACAUGGCUCAAGAUCGUAACUAUAGCCACCAUGACCACACCAACACUUGCACUGCGAGGGAUAAAAUCAUGGCACAUCCUCUCUUUCCUCGUCUCUUGUCCUCUUACAUCAAUUGCUUGAAGGUUGGAGCACCUCCUGAAGUUGUGGCUAGCUUAGAAGAAUCAUGUGCAAAAUGUGAAGCCUUAAAUGCAUCAGGUAGGACAGGAACAGGUUCAUUAGGUGAAGAUCCAGCACUGGAUCAGUUCAUGGAGGCCUAUUGUGAGAUGCUAGUCAAGUAUGAACAAGAGAUCACAAAACCCUUCAAAGAAGCCAUGCUUUUCUUUUCAAGAAUUGACUGUCAGCUUAAAGCUCUAUCAGUUUCAACAGACUUUGGCCAAAGUGAAUCAUCUUCACAGAAUGAGGCUGAUGUGGAUGAAAACAACCUAGAUACUCAAGCUGAAGACCGGGAACUAAAACUCCAGCUUUUGCGCAAGUAUAGUGGCUAUCUUGGAAGCCUCAAGAAGGAGUUUUUGAAGAAGAAAAAGAAUGGAAAGUUGCCAAAGGAAGCUAGACAACAUCUACUAGAUUGGUGGAACAGGCAUUACAAAUGGCCUUACCCAUCGGAAUCCCAAAAGCAAGCACUUGCUGAAUCCACAGGCCUAGAUCUGAAGCAGAUAAACAACUGGUUCAUCAAUCAGAGAAAACGCCAUUGGAAGCCUUCUGAGGAUAUGCAAUUUGCUGUGAUGGAUGCAACUAACUAUUACAUGGAAAAUGUUAUGUGCAAGCCAUUUCCCAUGGAUGGCAUGCCUAUGCUUCUUUAA